Messenger RNA from Camellia sinensis, 4322 nucleotides. RefSeq names its product PWWP domain-containing protein 1-like. The record is from RefSeq and is a predicted model, not a curated record. NCBI's taxonomy places the organism in Eukaryota, Viridiplantae, Streptophyta, Magnoliopsida, Ericales, Theaceae.
UUUUUUUUUUGGGAACUUUUGUGCCAUGUGCCGCAAUAAAUAUAUAUUUUAAUUCAUUUAUAAUUGUGAAGUUGUAUGCAGGUAAAAUGUGUUAGUCAAACGCCUUCCGUUUUUCCAUGACAAACAUGACCCUCCAUCGUGUCGCAUCACAAAAAAGCACACAUCAGAGAGCACAAUAUGUGAUGCAUUAAAUAGAAAAUUAACAAUGUAUAAUUAAGGAUAUAGCUUGUGUUGUGUUUAAAAAAAUAUCAAUUGACUCAAUUUUAGUGAUCUUACCUUAACAUUCCAAAAUAUUAACAUUGCUCAAAAAGUAAAUUUUUGCUUAUAUAUGGUAUGUAUGUAUAUAUUGGCUUGUGCAAUUAUAUUAUGCUGCAAAUACAUCAUAUAGCAUCCUAUUCAAUAUUGUGGCACAAGUGCAUGUAACAAAUUAUAGCUCACAAAAUUUCCAUGUUGACACGUGUCUUCCUCUAAGUACUGAUUACGGUGGAGCUGGUAUUGUUAGUAACCACAAUCGGACCCCUGUCCACAUUAACACUGAAAGAUCAUACUCCCAAUUUUUCCCCUUUCCCUCUCGCUCUCCCUCGCUAUAUGCUUAGAUAUAGAUAGAUACCGUAGGGUUUAAACGAGAUUUUAUGUAUAGCAGUCAAUGUGUAUGAUUUCCUUAGACGAUCUGCUUCAAAGGUAUGUGUUUUCUAGUUUCGAUACAUGUUUACACCCUUGGUACAUUUAAUAUCCAAACUUAUAAAGCUUAAUUAAUGUUUUGUGUAUACACUAGGAUAAAAAUCAAUUCAAUGUUUGAUUUGAAAGCAAGAAAGUAAUUUUCAAAAUGGUAAUGUAUUAUUUAAUUUUGAUUUUGGUAGCAGCGGUUUUGAUUUAAUUGUUUGCUCGGAAAACAGGAAAAAUUGUUUUUAAGGCUCUAGGGUUUUGUUGAACCUUCUGUAUUCAUGAUUCAAUUCGUAUUCAAUACAUUAGAGCUCUAGGGAUUUGAGAGCAAGCGAGUGAAGUCAAGAAAGUUGGCCUGCCAGAACAAGGGAAAAACUAGGAAUUCUUCAGGCGAGAGAAAUCAAGCUAUUCAAUACACUAAAGAUCUAAGGAAUUUUGUAGAGAAAAUGGGGUCCGGGGAAACAAGGAAUUCUUCAGAACAUAGUUCAAUGGACAUGUACGGCUGACUUAAGCCCUCCUUAGACGAUCUAAAAGGAAAAAUUGCUUUUAAGGCUCUAGGGUUUUGCUGAAUCUUCUGUAUUCAUGAUUCAAUUCGUACUCAAUACAUAAAAGCUCUAAGGAUUUGAGAGCAAGCAAGAGAAGUCAAGAAAUUUGACCUGCCAGAACAAAGGAAGAAACUAGGAAUUCUUCAGGCGAGAGAAAUCGUGACAUUCAAUACACUAAAGAUCUAAGGCAUUUAGUAGAGAAAAUGGGGUCUAAGGAAAUAAGGAAUUCUUCAGAACACAGUUCAAUGGACAUGUACAGCAGACUUAAGCUUAGGGCUUCCAAUGGUAAUUCAGCUGCCAAAAAUGUCAAAUCAAUGAAUGAGCAGUGUAAGAAAUCUAGGGUCCAUGAUGGUAAGAGGGAAGGUGUAGAUUAUAGAAGCAAAUCUAAGGAACUGGCAAUUGGGGGCACCAAUAGAUUUGCUCCUAGAAGCACUAAGAUGGCCCAUUUGAUGGCCGUGAUGGAAAAGGAAGAUGUGAUUUCUUCAAGGGUGACCAAGGGAAAUGGAAAAGCAAGAGACGCACGUGGCAGUUUGGAAUCUACAUUGAAUGAGGGCACUGCAGUCGAAAUGUUUGAUGCAUUAAAAGAUUCAGGAUAUGAGGUUGGUGAUAUGGUAUGGGGGAAGGUCAAAUCUCAUCCGUGGUGGCCAGGGCAAAUAUUUGAUGAAGCUUUAGCUUCUCCAUCAAUCUGUCGUGCGGAGAAAGAGGGUCAAGUUUUGGUUGCAUUUUAUGGUGAUGGCACCUGUGGUUGGUUGGAACCAGGUAGACUCAUUCCUUUCGAUUUUCACUAUACAGAGAAAUCAAAGCAGACUAACACUCCAGAAUUUUUAACUGCUGUUGAGGAGGCUGUGGAUGAGGUGAAGCGGAGAGCUACACUUGGCUUGACUUGUCGUUGCCGGAAGCCUAACAUAUUUCGCCCUAAAAGUGUUGAAGGGUUCUUUGAAGUGGAUGUGAGUGGCUUUCAACCUGGUGGUCUGUAUUCCAAGAAGCAGAUCGAAAGAGCUAGAGAUGCUUUCCAGCCAUCCAAGACACUUUCUUUCGUGAAACAAUUGGCAUUGAUGCCUCGGGAUGAUGUGCAAAGAAAUGUUGAAUGGACAAAUAAUGUAGCUUUAGUUCUUGCUUAUCGGAGGGCAGUGUUUGAGGAGUUCGAUGAGACCUAUGCUCAGGCAUUUGGGGUACAACCAGUACGCCCUGGAGUUUCAGCGGUGGGUUUACAUAACCCAGAAAAAGCACCACUGCAAGCUCCAUUGAGUGGUCAACCAAUGAUCAGUGAAAGCCUAGGCAAACGCAAGGCCUUUGAAGAUAGGGUAAAAGUCAAGGACCAACAAAAGAGAAAAAAAUCUCCUUCCAGACAGAGCAAUGAUCAGAAAACUUCAAAAGUUACAAAAUUUGGCAAGGCCGGUAUUUGUAUCUCAGAAAAUAGAGUUCCACCAGUUUCUAUGAACCCUAAGUUUUUGGGAAAUCAGGAUACAGAUGGGAAUGUCAGAAAAGGAAAAGAAGUUAUUACUAUGGAUAAGCAUCCAAUACUUGCGCAGCGUGAAGGACCAACUGGUUUAUUUGUUGAGAAAGUGAAGGGCCAACCUUCUGCUCUAAAACCAUUGAAAAAGCCGUUCAGACUGGAUGAUCCAGCAAAGGCUGGCAGCAAAAGUCAAUCCUCUCGUAAACAGGAAGAGAAGUCCAUGAAGAGACCAAAAAAAUACAGGAAGCUAAGUUCAUUGGCUGCAGAAAAGAAGGAAGGAAGCCAGAAGCAUUUGAAAAUUCAAGGAGAUGAAAAAAUGGUGGGUUCAUCAGUGUCAACAAAGCCAGAAAUACUUGAGGGACCUUCUGAACCAGCAAUGUUGAAGAUGAAGUUCCCGCUUCAUUCAAAACUGCCAUCAGUGCCAGAAUUAAAAGCGAAAUUCGUACGCUUUGGAAGUCUUUACGAAUCAGCCACUCGCGUGUUUCAGAAUUCAUCGACUGCGAAGGUUGUUUUUAAGAACAAGUCUAGUGCUGAGGCAGCGUAUAAUCACGCAGUCCUCAACAGAACUUUCCUUGGCAACAUCACGGUAAAUUACCGCUUGCAAGUUUUAAAUGUUUCAGCCCCAGAGUUGCCUGAAUCAGGUGAGUCAAGCAAGCGGCUUGUGGAAGGAUCUCUUGAACCAAAGUCUACAGCAAUUCAUCAGUUGCCUCUGCACCCAGGUGUCCCCCUAAAUUCGAUUCUAAAGAAGUCGCCAGGUGAUGAAAUGGUGACUAUCAACAGUGUUAAGACUGCGACGCGACAUGUCAGAUUCAAGUUGGAGGGGAAUGCAAGUUCUGGGGAAGAUAAAAUGCUGCCAAGCAUUAACAAAAUCAGUGGCUCCAUUAUUGGCAAUUAUCUGAAUCCUAUUUCAUCUUCGCGCACAAUCAAGGACAAUGUUGCGAACUUUCAUCAGGUAAUGCCCCCAACUUUGCCGCCUCAGCUUUCUCUCCCUUCCCAAAUCCCAGCUAUGCAUGAGAAUCGCAGUGUUGGUCACAUUGUCGAUGACAUCAACAUUGAAUAUCCCCAAGGCAAGGCAACGAGCAGCAAGAGCUAUCAGAAUGCCAGUGCCCCGACCAACAGCAUUGACAUUUCUCAGCAGAUGUUGUACCUUUUGAAGAAGUGCAGUGAGAUUGUAGCCGAUUUGAAGAGUUCGUCUGGAUAACUGGCUUGCCAUGAUUUUGGAUGGAGUUAUUUACUAAACUCAUGCCAUUUUAAAACAAAUUUCCCAAAUAGAAGCUGUUUUUGGAUAUAUUUUCCAAACCUAUGUUGUUUUUAAGUCGUGUCAAGUUUUGUUUUGAAAACAGGAAUUUAAAGAACAAUCUGGGUCUUAGAAAUAAAUUCAAAACAAUUUGCAUUUGGGAAAUCUAUUUCAAAAUAACAAGGGUUUGGUAAAAAACUCGUUUCAGAUGAGUGUCAGGACAACUUAAACCAUUAUGAUUCGGCUAUGCGAGUAUGCCAGUGAUUUCUCCUGUUGGUGCUGUUUUCAUUCCCUUCUUCCGCGUGUGCAGGUAAAAAACAUAGGUAAUUUAGCCAUACAAAGGUGAGGCUUGAUUGGGUAUGGAUAGUGAUUAUAUUUCUUUGUUGCUUUUUUAGAGAAAGUCAUAAACUUAUGGUGUGUU